Molecule: messenger RNA, 903 nt
Organism: Durusdinium trenchii
Lineage: Eukaryota; Dinophyceae; Suessiales; Symbiodiniaceae
Source: the annotation of a GenBank genome assembly
AUGUCGUUCAUGUCGCAUGAGGUCUCAUAUCGCAAGAAGAUCGAGGCAAGCUUUUCGGAACACUUGGAGUUGCACCACUUUCCCUUGGACCGCCAACUCUGCCGUAUCAAGCUCAUUGCUGAGAGUCCCAUUGAGGAGUUCCAGUUUGUGAUUCGCAAGAAAGACAAGCCUCAUCAUCCCUCUCGAUGUAUUGGGACCUUUGAGGUCGCCAAGGACAAAAGCGGUGAGAAGAUUCCUGCCAUUGCCUAUGUUCGCUAUUGCGACCAUGAGUGUCCGUUUCCAAAGCAAAGAUCUAUGGUGAACGUGCUUUUUCAUCUGGACCGAAAGGGUGACUAUUACUUCAACAACAUCUUGAUUCUGGUCUUCCUAGUGAGUACAUGUUUUUUGGCCGUGCUCUCCUACCGCUACAUCAUCAAUGAGAUCUUGCCCCGCAAGGAAUAUUUGACGGCGGCGGAUUGGUACAUCAUGUUUGCAUGUAUGUUUUUGAUCCUUAUUUGUUUGCAAACCAUGGCCUUUGCAGUUUGGAGUCGCGCAGGUGAAGACGAACAGCAGCACUGCAUCAGAUAUCCGUGGGAUUUGAAUACAUUGGAGUUCUAUGACUACGCCAUAGGCAUCUUCAUGUUCAGCUGCUGGGUCGCAGCCAACUUAUUUCUUUGGUGUUUGUGGAAGCUUUGGAAGAGACAGAAUUGGUCCUCCGUCUAUUUGGAGAAUGAAGAGCCCUGGGCUCCGAUCCAGGAAUGUGAAGCAUGUGGACUCCAAUUUCUCAGCUCACAAUGUGAACAUCAGAAGCACGACAGAAUCAACUGCUCGAGCUGUGGGAGCUAUGUGAAGAGAAGGUAUCUAACGCCUGAGGAGCAUCCGGAGCCCUUGGUGCCUCAAGAACCACUUCCUCCUUGUUCCUGA